CACUCAAACUCAGAGAUGGACCCAUCUGAACCACAGACAGAGGAGGUCUCCACGUUGUCUGUUGUCUCUAAACCUAGGAGAAGAACUUCUAGCCUUUCAAUUACAAAGAAGUCAAAGACACCAACAUCUGACACUCCAAACAUAGAAUUAGCCCGAUCUGAGCCUGUGACUUUGGCUGACACUCAACCAGCGGUAAAGGUGGAGGCAGAGACCCAGCCAAUAGGGAGUGGAAAGAUGCUGCUUUUGGAGCCCUCUGUUAUUGAAAAGACACAACCACGCCGUCAUAGAAGUUUGUUCAAACAUGGCAAAAAGAAUCGAAGAGCCAUGAUUGGACCGAGGCAGAAACAAAGGCCAAGAGGGAGAAUGAGUGAUGAGAGUAAAUCACCUGAAAGUAAGGUACCUGAAGCUGUUGAAGAGGUAGACCUAAAGGAAGUUUCCUCCCCAGAGGCUGCUUCCACACCGGCAAGCUCUAAACUCAUUGGCAUCCUCAAGACCAAGUACAGAAGGAAAAAGGUCCCCAAUUCAAGCCUUCAGUUCCUUGGUAGCAAAAGACCAAGAGCCAGGCCUAAAACUCUAUCUAAGCAGGUAGAAAUUGAUCUCGCCCAGCAAAUUUUGGAGGAGCAGGAUAUACAAGACACUGUGGAUGAUGAACCACAGUCUGAUGCUUUUGAUGACCAGCAUGGUAAAUCAAAGUACCUUAAAAACAUAAAGCACUUCAUCAUGCCWGURYUCAGUGRCCGGUCCUCACGGGUGAUCAAGACUCCACAGAGGUUUAUGGAUGAUGCUGGCAUGUCRGUUUUGCCUCGUAGAAACUCCCCGAAGAAAGGCCAACUAUUCGGCUUACACCCACGCACUGGAAGGAAACGAGAAGAUGGCACAGGUAGAGAGCUUACUCCCGAUCUGCCUAUCGACGAGGAAGAAUUUCUGAAUGAGGCGCAGUUAGAUGUCGAUUUGUUCUCAACUCAGGAACUCGAACAGGAAACCACUGGCGUGAGUGACUGCUUAUCCCCCGGAAAGCAGUUUGGAAAGAGGAGGUCCCUUUUGAGGAAUCCUAGUUUCAAGUGGCAUGUGCCAGGAGAGUCUGGUGAGGAAGUAUAUACGCUGGACAAAACUCUUCAGAGCGAGUAUGAGACUUUACUUUUAUCCAAAGAAUUCCAAAUUGCUUCUGACCCAUCAACCGAUCCCCAGGAGGUUCAGAAAAAGAAAAGGCCCUGCAAGUUCAACAAGCAAACAUCUCACCUAAAUAUGUACAAGCGACUGAAGAAGCUACAACCAGGACUUCCCAAAAGGAGAAGAAAAAACGUGAUGACAGAUGGUGUUUGCAAUACUCUUCAGUCUUCUGUUCAUAUGCUAGCGGAAGGUCUGGAUGAUGAAGUCAAGAGCAUCUGUCUAAAGAAACGUCCCACAAUCACAGCUCCAAGCAAACCCAAAUCAAAGCAAGGCAAAUCCAAGCUCAAGAUUGAGGACCUUGAUAGCCCUGGGGUUGUGCGAAAAGUCUCUGUGUGUGUUCGGACUAUGAACUCAAAGUUCUUAACAUUUCAAUAUGGAGAACAUGAGGAGUUGACAGAGGAAGACAAAACAAAUGCUGAAAAUGUUAUUGCAGAAGCAGGAAAGCUUGAGCCACAGGAACUGCAUCUGGGCAUGAUCGCUGAGGCUGACCGUGCUACUGCUGAGAAAGGAGCCACCCAGAGAGUUUGCCUCACAGGGGCCAAUAAGAGGAUGUUCAAUCUGCUCAAGAAAGCCAAGGUCCAGCUCAACAAGAUCGAUCAGCAGAAACAACUCAAGUCCUCAGGGCUUCUAUCAGGGCCUGCUGGCUCCAGAGAUGCAGCAGGGAAGAGACAAAGGAGGAAACCGAAAGAGCAGCUUGAGCCUGCUGCCUCAAACAUGACUGACCCUCCACUGUCACAGGAGUUCCGGAGAGCGGGGGGUCCACGCAUCAAGCAUGUGUGCCGUGCAGCAGCUGUGGUGCUUGGCCAGCCUCGUGCGCUGGUGCCCGAUGACAUGAUCCCCAGACUCAGUGCUCUGCCACUGCAUGAGAGAACUGGCAUAUCCCCCUCUGGCAAGAACCAAGGUGGUCGGUCUCCCUCUGGGCCAGACAGCCCUGGGCUGCCAGACCAGAAGGUUACCACGGUCAGGAAGUCGGGAGCAGGUUUUGGUAAACAAAAGAGCCUUGGAACAUUCGGGCUCCGCUCUCGGAGGUGUGGGAUCUGCAAGGGCUGCAACCACGAGGAGGACUGUGGCGAGUGCAUGAACUGCCUGGACAAACCCAAAUUUGGAGGGCCCAAUACGAAGCGACAGUGCUGCAUAUAUAAAAGAUGCGAUCAGAUUGAAGACAGAAAGGCACGUCGUCUGAGUUGCAAGAUUCCUAGAGGUCCUGGGAAGCGCCCGCGGCACUCCCUCAGCGUGGUUCAGUCUAGCAAUGAGGAAGUUGAUGGGAUGGAGGUGGGGGACAGCCAGAGCCCAUCUGUGAGGAAGCAGCCGCGGCGUUGUGUGAAGCCGCGCUCCUACUUUGACCUGCUGGACUAUGACUCCGACCUGGAGAUCACUGUGGGCUCCAACUCUGCCUCCCCCGGCCGGAGGAGAGGCCCCGGCCCACGCAGCCAAGACUUUGUCUCUCUGGAUGGAUUCCUGGGAGACCUGUCGGACGACGGUGUGAGACAUCGCAGGCUGCACCACCGAGUCCCUCCUGGUCGCCGUAAAACUGACAAGAAUCCUCUGGAACAGACGCCACCCAGCGUCCUGGCCGCCCUGGCCAAUGGAUUCGACCAGAGGGAGAGGGAGCCCUCCGAGCCUACGCACAAGAUCGGCGUGGACUUCAAGGAGGACUGUGACCUCCAGAACGUGUGGAUGAUGGGAGGCCUGAGUAUCCUGACCUCUGUGCCCAUCAUGCCCCCCUGUGUCUGCCUGCUGUGUGCCAGUAAAGGACAACAAGAGCAAAUGCUGUACUGCCAGGUGUGCUGUGAGCCAUUCCACCGYUUUUGCCUUGAGCCAACGGAGCGGCCCUCUGAGGAGAACAAGGAGAACUGGUGCUGUCGCCGCUGCAAGUGCUGCCAUAUAUGUGGCAGAAAAAACAAGCACUCCAAGCCUCUGCUGGAGUGUGACAGAUGUCAGAACUGUUAUCACCCUUCAUGCCUGGGUCCUAACUACCCCAAACCCAACAGGAGGAGGAAGGCCUGGGUGUGUAUGACGUGCAUCAGAUGUAAAAGCUGUGGGGUUACACCAGGGAAGAGUUGGGACACCGAGUGGAACCACGAUAAAGGACUCUGUCCAGACUGCACCAAGCUCCACGACCAAGGCAACUACUGUCCGAUCUGCUUCAAGUGCUAUGAGGACAGUGACUACGACAGUCAGAUGAUGCAGUGUGCCACCUGUAACCACUGGGUCCAUGCCAAGUGUGAGGACCUGACAGGUGACCUGUAUGAGAUUCUGUCCAGCCUGCCAGAGAGUGUGGCGUAUUCCUGCCGGCCCUGUAGCCAGUCCCAGCCCAGCGCCUGGAGGGAGCUGCUCCACAUGGAGCUGAGGGCCGGGGUAGAGAAGGUGCUGGCCUGCCUGCUCACCUCCACUCUCACCCAGCACCUCAUUGCCUGCUCACAGUGUGUGACCCAGGUUGUCCCUGACAGUGGAGCGGAGGGCCAGCCAGCCUGUGACCUUCGUGCUGUGGGCAAGAAGUUUGACAAAGGCCUCUACACCACCCUGAAAUCAUUCCAUGAAGAUGUGGUGCAAGUGGUACGGAGGCGUCUGGAUCAGGAGGAAUUUCUACCGGAGGAUGAAAGGCCCACAGCCGUGGCCCGCUCCUACUACUUGAAGCUUCUGGAGGAGGUCUUCAACUGGUUCAACAGUCAGGACCCCAAAGUGUGGGACCCCCGAUCCAAAGACCUGCCUAUUGGGAUGCUGUCCCAUGCGGUUCAGCCUCCCACCACCGAGCAUGUGUACGCCCAGUGGCGUGAGAGGGAGGAGCUAAGGUCCAGGGCCCCUCUGGGGUCCCUGCAGAUGGAGAACGUACUACGCCUGGAGGUGAAACAAGAAGAGGUGCCUCACCCCACCACCCCACUGACCACAGAGCCAACCAGGGGCCUCCACUUCAGGAAAAACAGGGCUUUCAGGCUUAAUAAACUCAAAGGGAAAAGGGGAAGAGCCGGGCGGCUAUCCAUGUCUGAGGGACGGCCAUCCAAGUCUGAGGGACGGCUGUCCAAGGCUGACCUAGACACAGGGUGGUCCAAGGACGACGGGAGGCAAUGCUCACUGUGCCAAAAGUAUGGAGAUGCUAAGUCCAAUGAGGCGGGCAGGCUGCUGUACCUGGGCCAGAACGAAUGGGCUCACAUCAACUGCUCCAUGUGGUCCGCCGAGGUGUUCGAGGAGGACAAUGGCUCUCUGAUGCACGUGCACAGUGCCGUCGCUAGGGGGCGCUUCAUGCGCUGUGAGCGCUGUAACCAUACAGGUGCCACAGUGGGCUGCUGUCUGACCUCCUGCCAGAGCAACUACCACUUCAUGUGUGCCCGCUCCCGCAACUGUGUAUUCCAGGACGACAAGAAGGUGUACUGCUACAAACACAGAGACCUCAUCAGUGGCAAGAUCAUCACCGGCCAAGGGUUUGAGGUGAAUCGGAGGAUGUACGUGGACUUUGAUGGGGUCAGUCUUCGCAGGAAGUUCUUGACCGGACUGGAGCCAGAAAACAUCAAUUUGAUGAUUGGCUCUUUGCAGAUUGAAAAGCUAGGUAUGCUGACUGAGCUGUCUGCAAAGCAAGGAAAACUUUUCCCAGUGGGUUACCGGUGUUCUCGCUGGUACUGGAGCACGGUGAACCCACUGCGGCGAUGCAAAUACACGUGUACGAUCCGUGAAGUCCGCCCUCCGGUCCCUGAGAAACCUGCUGAAGAGAUGCCUGACAAAGGAGAGAAUAGCACUAUAGCACACAGCCCCUGCACCCAGUCAGAAUCUGAUGCCCAAGAGGUUGAUGUGGCACAUUCUCGACCCACUACUCCCAGCUUCUCAGCUCCACUCCCUAAACCUGACCACGGGGCAAGGCCCAAAAUCAGGAGACCAGCUGGAGGACUGUUCCGGCCUCUGCCCUCCCCAGGAGCUACCAAGUCCAAACCCCACCACAUCCUGACCAUCAGUGACCUGGAGGAGACACGCAGGCCUCGUCGCCACAGCCCCCACUCCCAAACCCGCAGGGACAUSUCCUCCCCACCCCUGGGCUCUCCAACUGGWUCUGGACUAAUCACCCUCCGCACUGGGGGKUCCAUGCAUCCCAAGGCCUCCGUYCCCACCUCUCCGCUGUUUCCCCUCGGMGCUACUGAUAUCCUGCUGACCUCUCCCUCUACCCGACCUGUCGGGGGUCGAAGUGCUUCCUCUGCCCGAUGCCCCGGGAACAUGACUCACUCUACCUCAGGACUCUUUCCCCAGCCACCAUGGGAAGACAGUGUGGGCAGCUUCCCUUCCCCUGGCCUGUCCCUCUCCCCCAUCAUCCAGCACUCUCCUAGACCCAGGCUGUCUUUUGACCUGAACCAGUCAGACUCAGUGGAGGUACCACACAACUUCCUGGCCUCCCCAGAACCGGAGGAUAACCCUGCACCUAACAGCACCUCACCACUUAGYGGCUCUUUCACACAAUUCCGCGAGGACUCUGACGUGGCCAUGGGCUCCGAGUUGAAGACUGAGCUUGAGAUUGAGGAGAUGCUAGUGAAUGAGGGAGUGGCCAUGAACUGUGGUGCCCAGAUAGACGUGGAGGGCGACGACAACCAAGAGGAGUUCUGGGAGCCKGAGGUUCGCAAGASGAAGACSCGUACAGCCCUGACCCGCUCAGCUGCCAGGCAAGACUGGGGGAACACUUCRUCRGAUGAGGACAUGGAGCACUAUUUUGACUUCUCGCGGACUGUGGUCAGUCGCACAGGCUCCAGGGACACAACCCAGGCUCCUGCCUCUCCCUCUUCAAGAUCUAUCCCCCAACUGGACGGCGUGGACGAUGGGGCGGAGAGUGAUGCCAGCGUGACAACCACGGACGGGGCUCAGAAACUGAAGAGCGCCAAGAGCGCCAGUCAGGUUCAGAACCCAGGUCAAAUGCAUGUUCCGCCUGAAGUAGAAAUGACAACAAAUGGUCUAAGUGCAGACUCUGGAAGCCCUGUCUCAGAUCAGUCACCCCUUAGCAACCCUCUCAAGUCUACAACCAGAGUUGUCCUCCCCUCUACAAAACCUCCCCCAGCGUAUAUGCCCCAGGAUCCAUCCAAAGCCUUUAAUGCCGCACAACUAGCUGGGACUGAAUUGGACAGUGUGACCCUUGAGCCAAUUGAGAUCUCACCAAAAGCUCCAAGACCAGCUGGAGUGGACCCAUCCACAACAUACAGCCCUGCUGAUGUGAAUACUACUCCCCUGCAGUUAUACACCUUCCCAACUCCUCUUGAACAACAGAACUCAAUCCCCACCUUAAAAGCCCAGGAACCAGUGCCGCUUGCACCCCUUCUAGGAACUCUGCCGGACUUUGUCCAUACUAAGGUGUCUGAUACGGUCUACCCAGAGGAUUUAUUCCAAGGUUCCAGUCUAGACUUUGCCCCUGAGGCUCCACUUGUUCUUGAAAGGUGUGAUCCUCCCUCCCCCAGCACCUGUUUCACUGAACUGGUUCCUGUCCAGGUUGAUGCUCCCAUGGAAACCCAUCAGCCUCAAGARCCAAAAGACCUSUUCUUGGAUUCUAACAGCGGCCACUUUGUAURGCCCACAGAUGGAUCUGCCAUUUACAUGAACCACUUGACKGAGAYUUCKSGAGAUCCKUCGUUGAGCAGUAGUCAGGGCACCCUAUUGGAGCUUCUUCAACCCUCUUCUCUUAUCUCCUCGGACUUCCCUAACCCCAGCGUAGCCCAGAUGAACCCUUUACAAAUGAGUCCCUCUGUGCAGUCCUCUUUGCCUGGCUUUAACCCUUCAAGGCCACCUCUCACUAGCAUCUCGCUACAACCCCUGACAUCCUCCCAAGGGUCAACAGUCUUGCCGCCCAUGGAGACCUUCUGUACCAAAUUAUCAGCACCUAUUCCAGGCAGUGCCCUUCCACAUUUGUCCUCUCAAAUUGAUCCCAUUUUYUCUGCAACAUCAAGCYUCAGUCUCCCAUCMUAUGGAUCAGUCUCMCUGCCUAUAUUCUCCACACAAUCCCAGGCCAUGSUCUCCACAGCAAUWACCAUUGUAUCCUCCUCUCCCUCCGUAUGCUCUCUCUCCAAUGCUCUAUCCACCCAGUGUCACCCCAUGCUUUCUUCGCUUCAGCCCUCCUCUGCCCCUGUGAUGAUUAACGGAUACAGCUCCACGUCUCUGCAGAAGGAAGCUGCCAUGGGACACACCAUCUCCAUCAACUUCUCCACACCCAGGCCGCCACUGGAGCCCCAACAGCCGCUGUUACCUCAGGGACUACCUGGCCACGCUAUCCUUACUGUGAAGGAAGUGGGUGGUCCUAACGUGGACCCUACACCUCACGUUCUGCUGGUCAACCGCCUGGGCCAGAUCUUUGUGAAGAACCCAGAGAGCAACACCUUCCAGCUGCCCAGUCAGAGCUCUCCCUCCUAUAACUGUGUCACUCAGAUAGCCAGCCUCCUUCAGAGCAAUGCCCUGUCUGCCACCUUGGCAGCAGCUGGUACAAUGUCCACCCCAGUUACAAUGACUGCCAUGCCAACCCAUGUCCCUAGGAUGGCCACGCCUGUGGUUCAGAACCCAGCUACCAUCACUCAACUGCUCACUCAUAACAACAAUGGGACAGUGGCAGCAACUGCGGUCAAGAAACCCAGGAAGAACGCAAGCGUAUCUGCAGAUGGAGCUAUACCAGGGAUGAAGAAACCCAGAAAGAAGAAAGAACCUUCCACAACUUCUAGGAGAAAGAAGUCUGACAAAGCUGCAGACCUGUUUGAGUUUGCUGGUCAGGACGGSAGUUCCUCCAUGACCAAGACUGAGAGUGCCCAAGCCAUCAUCAACCAAGCCAUGGCCAGUAACUACACCCCCAACCGGACCGGUCCGCGCAUACUGAGUCCCUCUACAUUCCGUAACAACCCUUCCRUGAAAUCUGUGGUCCUGCCCCCAGGACUACUCAUCGAACCCGAGCCCGCAGCCACCACACUSUCUGUUUCAACACCCCGCCCUCCUCGRGCCCAUGUCCGUAUGAAGAGGGUGUCCUCCCUUUCUGAUCGCAUUGGUGCCAUAAAGAAGUCCAAGACAGACUUCCUAGAGCCAGAGCCCCCUAGUGCUAAGGAGGACCUGCCGGUACCCAAAGACAGCUUUGCUGCUGUCUCCAGCAGGGCCGGGGGUGUUCGCAUUAAAACCCCAACGGUGAAAGGUGUGUUGGACCUGGACAAGCUAAAGGAGGAGCACUUGAGUGACUCUGAAAGCACAAGGCCAGGGCUUUGGGACCGCCUGUCGAUACCUCGAUUAGGGAUGGACACAGGUAAACAACAGAACUGGGAUGCAGUGGGCCGCAGUGCCCUGACUGACUGGAACAAAUACUCAGGUGCUGUAUCGUGCUCAGAUGAUGAGCUGAUGCCCUCAGACGAUGAGUGUCCCCCCAGCCGAGACCAGCCCCACCUCCGCUUCGAGAUCAAAAGCGAUGACGGCUUCAGUGUGGAGGCAGACAGCGUAGAGGAGGCUCUGAGAGCAGUGAUCGACUGUGUCCAGGAGGCGGCGGGCGGGGCCAGGCUUAGGCAGCUGUCCUUCUCUGGGAUGACAGGUGCCCGUAUGCUGGCUGACUCCACGACACAGUGGUCUUCUGUGGAGCAGCUCCAGGGGGGCCCGCGCUGCCAUAGCACGCCUUCCGCUCUUCUCUUAAACAGAUCAGCCAGGAGGAGGACCUGCCUGUCAACCCCUCUGGAUGCGCCCGCUCUGAGGUCUAACCUCAGUGUUCCUGUCUUCUCUUACAGGAAGACCACCUUCGACAUGUUCAACUUCCUGGCUUCCCAYCACCGCCAGCUGCCUGACAUCAACCCCUACGAUGAGGAAGAGGAUGAAGUCCCACUCAAAUCCACAAGACGUGCCACUAGCUUGGAGCUCCCCAUGGCCAUGCGCUUCAGACAUCUAGAGAGGACAUCUAAGGAGGCUGUAGGCGUGUACAGGUCUGCUAUCCACGGUCGAGGUCUGUUCUGCAAGAGGAACAUCGAUGCUCAGGAGAUGGUCAUUGAGUAUGCCGGCAUCGUCAUUCGCUCAGUGCUCACAGACAAGCGGGAGAAGUACUACGAUGGCAAGGGUAUCGGCUGCUACAUGUUCCGUAUCGAUGACUUUGACGUGGUGGACGCCACCAUGCACGGCAAUGCGGCGCGCUUCAUCAACCACUCGUGCGAGCCCAACUGCUACUCGCGCGUCAUCAACGUGGAGGGCCAGAAGCACAUCGUCAUCUUCGCCCUGCGCAAGAUCUACCGGGGCGAGGAGCUCACCUACGACUACAAGUURCCCAUCGAAGACCCAGCAAGCAAGCUCAACUGCAACUGCGGGGCCCGGAAAUGCAGACGCUUCCUCAACUAGGGGCAGGAGGAGGACGUG
Salvelinus sp. IW2-2015 is the source of this 9492-nucleotide messenger RNA. NCBI's taxonomy places the organism in Eukaryota, Metazoa, Chordata, Actinopteri, Salmoniformes, Salmonidae. The record is from RefSeq and is a predicted model, not a curated record.